Molecule: messenger RNA, 501 nt
Organism: Condylostylus longicornis
Lineage: Eukaryota; Metazoa; Arthropoda; Insecta; Diptera; Dolichopodidae
Exons: 2
Coding region: 1-501 (166 amino acids)
Source: RefSeq, a predicted model, not a curated record
AUGGGGGCCCAAAUUGCUGCUUUUUCUCCUCACUGGGCAUUGCAGGCUAGGACAAUCUGUGGACCGUUUGUGUUUUAUAAAACUUUAAUUAGACCUGUAGUUACAUAUGGUUUAGAAUGUUAUUCGCGUACAGCAAUUGAAGAGAACACCCUUAGAAUAUUCGAAAGACAAAUACUGAGAAAAAUAUUCGGAACAAUACAAAAAGAUGAAAAUAGCUGGAGAAUCAGAUAUAAUGAUGAACUGAAUGUUGAAUUCGCUGAAUUAAAUAUAAUCAGAUUGGCUGGCCAUGAAAUACAAAUGGAACAAAUCCAAACUUCGAAAAAAAUGCUUACUGCCAACCUAGAAAGUAGUCGGUCGCGAGGAAGGUCAAGAAAAAGGUGGCUGGAAGGAGUGGAAACAGACUUACAUAAAAUGGGUGUUAGAAAUCGGAAAAACGUAGCAAUUGAAAGAGAUAAAUGGAGGAAAUUAGUAGAUGAAGCCACAACCCACACCGAGUUGUAG